AUGCCGCAGCUCAUACUUAUGUGGAGAGCCUCGUUUCAGUCUACGGUACUAGUGGUAUUCAAGUUGCAGCAGAUGGUGAUGGAAAGGAGAGGAAAACUGAAGUCAUCUAUUAAGAAAAAGAUUAAUCGUAGAAGAACGAGUUGGCAAUGGUCAAGAGGUUUAGAACACUCUGAAAGAAAUCCCAAUGCCAAAGCAGUUUCGUUGCAAGCAUGUGCUGGCUUUUACCUCACAUCCUGCCCUGUGGGCAAUCUUUUUGCUCUGGAUGGCUCAUUUAGUCACAGCCCGGAAUGCGGCAACUAUAACGUAGUUUGCAGAAGCAAACAAUUUCAAGAUGACACAAAAAGUAAAAUUCCAAAUGGUACUACAAACUGCAAUAAUCACACCGAAUCAAGCAAAGACCUGGUCCUAAGGGCUAAUAAAGGUGAGCCAUCAGGGUCGUGUCAGGAACAAGAGAAAUCUGCCCUAAGUUCUCAGUGCACUUCUAGCAGCAUUCCACAAGAACCAGAAUCAAAACCAAAGCCUAGGAUCCUUCUAGUGGAAGAUAACAAGAUCAAUGUAAUGGUGACCAAAUCAAUGAUGAAGCAGUUAGGCCAUACCAUGGAUGUCGUGAAUAACGGAGCUGAAGCUGUGCGUGCAGCUCAGUCCUGUUUUUACGAUCUCAUUUUGAUGGACAUCUGCAUGCCGGUUAUGAAUGGCCUUCAAGCUACACAAUUGAUUCGUUCUUUUGAAGAAACUGGCAAUUGGGAUGCUGCUAUUAAAGCUGGAAUAGAGCCAUGCGCACCAUCCUCAGCUUCAUUACAAGAUGGCCAGAUUUCUGUUCAUUAUGAUAAGCGGAUUACUAUAUUUGCGGAGAGUACUUCACUCUUAAUAGCCCUUAAAAGUUUGAUACCCAUUUGGUCUCCUGAUUCACUUCAAUGUUGCUUGGUUUCUAUACCAGCCGAUUUAUGGUUAUCAGAUAGUGCAGAGGAAUUCUAUGCUAAUGGCAAUCUCUGGGUUCUUGUUAAGUUUGGAUUCGAAAGAAAUGGCAGAGAAGUGUCCACAAAUAAUAAGGUACAGAAGGUGAUGCAGGAUGUUCUUCAGUAA
Molecule: messenger RNA, 1083 nt
Organism: Dovyalis caffra
Lineage: Eukaryota; Viridiplantae; Streptophyta; Magnoliopsida; Malpighiales; Salicaceae
Source: the annotation of a GenBank genome assembly